AUGACCUGUGCUCCCACCUCAGAUUUUUCGAAAAAUGUCAGGCGUAAAGCUUCACUUCCUCCAGGCGUCGCGCUGCAUUCGUGCGGCAUGGCAACUUCACGAGCUCGACGUGCCGUACGAGUUCACCUUCGCGGAGCGCAUCAAUGGCACUGGUCCUGCUCCGCCCGAGUUCAAGGAGAAAGCUAAAGGGCUAGGAAAAUUUCCUACGCUCGAGGACGGAUUGGAAACAUUCUAUGAAAGCGGCAAUAUCUGCGAAUAUCUCUGUGACAAGUACGACAAGCAAAACCGCCUACUCCCAGCUGUCGGCGACCCGAAACGGUACAAAGUGCUGCAAUGGGUGCACGCCUCGGAAGCGACCUUCAUGCUUCACGGUCUUGCCGUUCUCUACGCGAAGUGGAACCAGAAGGAUGGUGAUGUCGAGAAAACAGUCGCAGGCUUAAGCGUGAACAUCUGCAAGGACUUGGACUAUCUCGAAAGCGAGCUUGGCAAGAGUAGUGGCAAGUUCAUCGUCGGAGAUUCGCUCACGGCCGCGGAUAUCAUGAUGCAGUUCUCGGUGGACUUUGUGCUCGUGCGGGAGCUCGGAACGAAAGGAAAGAGCUGGCCGAAUGUCGACAAGUGGUUGGAACAGUGCAAGUCGACGCCGUCGUACCAGGAGGCCGUGAAGAAUACGGGCUAUAAGUUGUAG
Messenger RNA from Zymoseptoria tritici IPO323, 685 nucleotides. RefSeq lists its product as uncharacterized. Bases 35 to 685 code for a protein of 216 amino acids. Lineage: Eukaryota; Fungi; Ascomycota; Dothideomycetes; Mycosphaerellales; Mycosphaerellaceae. The transcript has 2 exons. The record is from RefSeq and is a predicted model, not a curated record.